Molecule: messenger RNA, 202 nt
Organism: Lymnaea stagnalis (great pond snail)
Lineage: Eukaryota; Metazoa; Mollusca; Gastropoda; Lymnaeidae
Source: the annotation of a GenBank genome assembly
AUUAUCAGGACAAGGUGGUCUGUCGCACGUCAACAACAAGGCUUUUGAAGACGUCAGGAGGCUGAUGCUAAACAAAGGCUUCAUUCUCAACGUCACGGCCGGAUUGCCACUGAGAAGCGCGGCGGCUGCUUCGUGGCUGAAAAAUAACGUCCACGUUUACUACAGAGAAUCUCCGGACACGUUGGUAGAGGACAAUGCUUAG